UAGUAGUAGUCAGAGGCUGUGAGGGGAGGCUGGAGGGAGGCCGCAGACAGCUCAUCUCACUCCUCGGGUCAUUUUCUUCCCUAAUUUUCCCUCCACCAUGACGAUACCCAGCGCCUGAGGGCCACGGGUCACCACUUCGACUCCCGGGCACGCCAUAAGAGAGGACAGUGUAGGAUGCGGGUGGUGGGGCUGGUGUCGGGGGGGAAGGACAGCUGCUUCAACCUGCUUCAGUGUGUGGCUGCAGGACACCAGGUGGUGGCCCUGGCCAACCUUGCACCCAACCACACAGAUGAGUUGGACAGCUACAUGUACCAGAGUGUGGGUCACAUGGGGGUGGAGAUGUACGCGGAGGCUGUGGGUGUACCGCUCUUCCGCCGGGUGAUCCAAGGCUCCUCCCUCAACACCACCUCCAUCACCUACCACCCCACAGAAGGAGAUGAAGUGGAGGACCUUUACCUCCUACUCAAGGAAGUGCAGGAGAAGUGCCAGGUGGAGGCCGUGAGUGUGGGCGCCGUGCUGUCGGACUACCAGCGGGUCAGGGUGGAGAACGUCUGUAGUCGGCUGGGGCUGGUGUGCCUGGCGUACAUGUGGCGCCGUGAUCAGUCUGAGCUGCUGAAGGAGAUGGUGGCGUGUGGCCUGGACGCCAUCCUCAUCAAGGUGGCCGCCAUUGGUUUGCAGCCCCGGAAACACCUCGGCAAGUCCCUAACACAGAUGAUCUCCUACCUCGAGAAAAUGAAGGAGAAGUACCACCUCAAUGUGUGUGGCGAGGGCGGCGAGUACGAGACCUUCACCCUGGACUGCCCCCUCUUCAGGAAGCGCAUUGUUGUCCACAAGACGGAGAUGGUGGAGACGCCCGGGGACGUUGGCUACCUCAACCUCACGGAACUCGAGCUCGUCAGUAAAGAUAUUCCCGAGGGGUUGAGCCAGGCCGAGAUGGUGAAGGCUUGUGGCAUGCGCACGCCGGAGGACUUCUUGUCUGACCUCACACUGGCCGAGGAGGAGCAGCAGGCGGAGGACCAGGCCAAGGAACGGCACAUCGAGGACGAUUGUGAUAACGCAGCUCUCAGGUGUGAGGAGGAGGAGGACUGGGAGGGGGAGGGGGAGCACUGCCCCCUUGUCCACACCCCCACCGGCUUCACCUUCAUCUCAAACAUUUCCGCUGCUACCACUGAGGACGCUAUAUUGAGGCUAAAAGAGCUUCUGGAGGGGGAGGACAUGGCUCUGAGGCACGUGGUGAGCGUCAAGAUGUACGUACAGGACAUGGGUGACUAUGUCCAGCUCAAUAACCAGUAUAUCAGGCACUUCUCCCUCAACCCUCCUGUUAGAGUCUGUGUAGAGGUGCCACUGCCAAGUCAAGUGAGGGUGCAGCUGGAGGUGUGUGCGUGGAAGCAUGGCCACGUCACCACCGAGGAGGAGGAGGGGGACCAGCUGCACCCCGCCUCCCGCAACACCAUGCAUGUCCAGGGCAUCUCCCACUGGGCGCCGGCCAACAUUGGGCCCUACAGCCAGGCCGUCAAGGUCGGGGGCGUGGUGGUGGUGGCGGGCAUGAUUGGGCUGGUGCCGGGGACACUGCAGGUGGUGGCGGGCGGCGUGGAGAUGCAGGCCAGGCUCGCGCUGCGCCAUGUGUCGCGGGUCAUCACUGCCGUCGUGCACACCUCGGACAUCAGGGCGGUGGUACAGGGUGUGUGCUUUGUGACGCGGCUCUCUGACAUUGGUGUGGCGCGGCGCAUGAUGGCUCGCCUCAGUGAGUCUCAGAUCUCGACCUACGUGGUGGUGCCGGCGCUGCCCCGAGGAGUCCUGGUGGAGUGGCAGACCUGGGCUUGUGUGGAGAAUAAUAAGUUUGAGUAUGAGGAGAAGGGCUACACGAGGGGCAACGUGAGUGUGCGGCUGCGGCGGCGGUGGUACCAUGACAACUCUGUGUGUGCCGUCAACACUGUGGCAAGCUGCUUCUCGUGUGAGGAUCUGACGCUGGAGAUCCUGGAGGAGGCCAUCCAAUACACGCUGACCAAGGCUGACACCGAGACGCCCCUCAACCUCACCUUCUACUACCGCACCGGCCGGCUCUCGCGCACCCUCCUCCAGCAGGCCAUCUCCACCGCUGUCCCGCCCCAGCUGACCUCGGUGUCCCUGGUCCCGGUGCUUGCCGUGGAGGAUGCGCACACACUCUUCGCCCUCGCCGCCACUCGCCACUGAUUCCCGGGUUCCCUAGGCUCUCCCGUCGCCCCUUCCCAUCCCUGUCCUGCGCUUAUUUUUCUGUCUGUCUUUACUUUGUUUCUCUGGUGAUUUUUUGCAUUUUUUUCUUUUUGUACUUCUCAUUUUUCCUUUAUUUCUUUUCACUCCCUUUCCUUCCUCCCCAUCUCAUUUUUCCUUUAUUCCCUUUCACUCCCUUUCCUUCCUCCCCAUCUCAUCAUCUUGUGCCUCUUUUCCUGUCUUUCUCUUUUUCAUAUUGUUUGUUUUCUGUUUCUCCUCCUCCUCCUGCAUCUUCAUUUUCCUUCCCAUGCUUUACUCCUUGUUCUUCCUCUUAUUUUUCAUUCUCCUGUUUCUUUAGUCCCAUCUUUCCAUCCCUCAUUUUGCCCCUUGCUCUCCUUUAUUCUCUCAUUUCUCCAUGCAGUUUUUCAUCCUCUUCCAUCCUGUCUCAUAUAUGCUUCUCAUCUUGGUAGUCUUUCUUCAGUUUUGCUCCACGUUUUCCUCAAUUUUCCUUCAGUUCUCUCAUUCCUUGCAUUUUACAGCUUGCGCAAAAUACCCUCCCUCCUCUUCCAUCCUCUC
Eriocheir sinensis (Chinese mitten crab) is the source of this 2766-nucleotide messenger RNA. RefSeq lists its product as uncharacterized. Gene Ontology annotation, molecular function: diphthine-ammonia ligase activity. Lineage: Eukaryota; Metazoa; Arthropoda; Malacostraca; Decapoda; Varunidae. Gene Ontology annotation, biological process: protein histidyl modification to diphthamide. Bases 175 to 2193 code for a protein of 672 amino acids. The transcript is spliced from 15 exons. The record is from RefSeq and is a predicted model, not a curated record.